Molecule: messenger RNA, 2596 nt
Organism: Patiria miniata (bat star)
Lineage: Eukaryota; Metazoa; Echinodermata; Asteroidea; Valvatida; Asterinidae
Exons: 2
Coding region: 1034-2296 (420 amino acids)
Source: RefSeq, a predicted model, not a curated record
GACAACGCUACCACUUUUGUGUCAACUGCGGAGGGUUAUUAUCAGUUGUCCUAGUGCUAGCCCACCAGUUUGUUUACCUUGUCAACAGACUAAUACCCAGAUCAUCCCUCAGCCCAGUGAGCGGAUCAUUUCUAGGGGUGAUGGUAGACUGCCAACAACCCCUGAACCAUCAGAGGAGCAACACCCACCUGCAUUUGGUUUUACCACUUACAUUGUAUCUACCAGACUGAAGUAUAAAGAAAACGGUGGUUUUUGAUGGGAACACUUUGUGCCUGAGCUUUGUUUGGAGUUUAUGUCUUGUCCAUGAACAGAAGUUUUUAAUCAGUUGGAGUCUCUGUCGGUGUGCGAGGAUUUUGGAACAAAACUUUCAGUUUGUGAGUUCAGUUAUGUGCCAUCUCACGGGGGCCAGAUUUUUGAACUUAUGCCGCGACAUGGAUCAUUUCCAUUUGGUAGAGCUCAGCCGAGAUAUGUAGCUACCAUGUGGACUGCUACAUGUGACAUGCCACGUGCACAACUGCUGUGUUAAAACACGACCGCAUCUUUUGAUAAACUUUUUAAGCUGCUUAUCACGAUAAACCAUCUGAAAGGAAAACAUCCCAUUGCACGCCAUAUAAAACGUGCCAUGGCUUUAUUGCACCUGCAUUGUGUGAAUUUAUGGAUUUAGAGGAUACAAGUUUAGUGACUGCACUCGGCUCAAGUACAGGGGUUUCAUUGACUUGUUCAUACAGCCAACCAUAAGUGACGUACCUGUACAUUUAUGUGAACACUAAAGUUCUUGGAUUGCUGCAAAGCAUAUUACUUGGAUGCUGUAACUGCCACUGGAAAACUUUCAGUCUUCAGUUGGAAAACUCAAUUUGUUUUCCAUCAGAAAAUGAAGACUGCUUAUUCACAAAUUGAGAGAAUGAACUCUUAUCCUAACAUCACAAUGCAGUUAUACAAUGAGACUGGCUCCCUGACCAACACGAGCUCCCCAUUUUAAAACACAACACCCUUCAAACUGGACAAUCUGAGGAGAACACCAGACCCUGUUACCAUGUCUAGCCCGUCAAGCUUUGAUGACCAUAAAACGUACGGUGUGAUCACAAACAUGAAUGCCGGGACUGGUAGAAAGAGUGCAUCUGCUAAUGAACUGCAACGGGGGUCAAACUCUAGAAGGAGAUCGGACUCCGAUUUAGACCACAAAACACUCCUUCAGCCUUCUCCUGAACACCACAGUAUGAUCAAUAUCGGGACAGAAAGUCUACUAAAGACAUCUUAUAACAUAGCACCUCUGACUCAAGAAAGAAUAAAGACCAAGAGAAAAGCAAAGCAAAGACAUGACUCACUGAGUCCAGAUUUGGAGAUAGAUGGAUCGACGAGGAAUCUUGAUAUUAAUCGCAAUGUCAGAUCUGGUACCAGCAAUUUGCACAGUCAUGAGGAAACCCAAAAGAGAAAGAAACAUUUGGACUUGCGACCGAUUCAAAGAAACAGCCCCUACCCGCUCUGGAAGUUCAGUAAAUCACGGGAGCCCCCUGAGACGGCGUUGGAUGUCGCUUACAGGACAAUUCUUGACUACAAGCAGCCGAUAACUCUCCACAGGCAGCCCAAGGCAGACCGUCAGAUGAUACACUACGACUGCCUCCCAAGUAUCAAGGUCUUCAGUGAGGAACAUCAGCAGAGGCGAGAGGCAAUGCGAUAUCAACUGAAGCAGCAACUACAGCUGGAGGACCACAGGAAACGACAAGAGAUCCUAGAGAUGGAACAGGACAUCAUCCCGGAAAGCGAACGAGAGGAAAACAUCCAGAAGAGCAUCUUCCUUCCUUCAGGGGAGGAGUAUGAAUUCUCAGAGGGUGAUAUCACCAUGGCAACCUUACCGGUUCCAACCCAAAGAACCGAACGUAGGAGCUCUACCUCGAGUCAUCAUUCCAGUCGAAGCCUCCAGAAAUCCAGUUCCUCAACACCAGUGUCAUCCAGACGUAGCUCUCAUGAUGUAGGGCAAGCCAAUACUACGCCUCUCUCUCUCUCCGUUAUGCCUCCAUCACCUUUGCCCUCAACAAAAGGAUCAAAGCGUCGUCACUCUGUCAGUACUUUAGUCCGCCGAGAGAAGAUGUUCAGUGUAGUCAGUCACUGGCCCGGUAUGAGACCUAGUCAGAAGCUGUUUGAGAUGGAGGAACCCUCUCCUGAAAUGACUGAUGAGGAUACUUUUGUUGAGAUGCCUACACCUCCACCUGUUCAUGACGCGACACCUGUCCAUCAGGCACAUCAUAGGAAGAGGAAUUCAAGAAUGCUGAAACAUGCCGAGAGUAAGGCGGUGUAAAACAGGGCACACUCUCCAACCAAAGACAUGAUAUGAACUGUACAUUGGCAACGUUUGAAACUUGCUGUUCAUGUAUACAACAAUUAUCCAUAAUGGACAUUUACAUAAAUAUGUAAGAAUUAAUGAACUACAAACAAGUGUUAAAAAACCAAAUCAUAUGUAUAUACAUGUACAUUGUAAAUGUAUGAGAAAGUGGGAGUGUAAAGACUCAUCAUAAACACAAUUUUUCAGUGAUAGCCUAAAGAAAUGACAUAUAGCCUUAUGUCAAUGUCAAUUCAGUUUUCAAAUUCUAGGUUUAUA